Messenger RNA from Cottoperca gobio, 3957 nucleotides. It is a transcript of the gene aldh18a1, whose product is annotated as aldehyde dehydrogenase 18 family, member A1. Gene Ontology annotation, molecular function: glutamate-5-semialdehyde dehydrogenase (NADP+) activity; glutamate 5-kinase activity; ATP binding. Gene Ontology annotation, cellular component: mitochondrion; cytoplasm. The record is from RefSeq and is a predicted model, not a curated record. Lineage: Eukaryota; Metazoa; Chordata; Actinopteri; Perciformes; Bovichtidae.
GAGUGAUACAAUUAAUGGCAGCUCUCAUUCAGGGGAGGAGUCGUGCACAUGCAGAGUCCACCUCUGCUGAAGCAUUUCUGUGAUAAAUGAAGGAAUCACGGGCUAAAGAAGAUGAAGAAAACUCAAUAGAAGAAGUUUCACAGGGCAGGUACAUACACAGGACAAGCCAAACUGGGACUUCAGGAGUUGACGCUCUUAAUUACUUUACCAUCAAGGGAACCAGGAGGACAUUAAACUGACCAUGCUGCUACGAAGGCUGAGCCUGUGUUCAAGGAUCCCAUUGGAUUACCCGAGACACGUAUGCCGGUUUCUCACCAGACCAGUAACACAAGUUCCCCAGACGAGAGCCCAUGCCAGCUCCUUCGCACACCGCGGUGAACUGCGUCAGGCCAAGAGGAUCGUAGUCAAGCUCGGCAGCGCUGUGGUCACCCGUGGAGAUGAAUGUGGCCUGGCUUUGGGGAGGCUGGCCUCCAUUGUGGAGCAGGUGGCCAUGCUGCAGAAUCAAGGCAGAGAGAUGAUGAUUGUCACCAGUGGAGCGGUGGCUUUUGGCAAGCAAAGAUUAAGACAUGAGAUCCUGCUGUCCCAGAGUGUCCGUCAGGCGCUGCACUCGGGACACAAUCCGCUCAAAGACGUGUCCUUGCCAGUGCUGGAGGCCCGGGCCUGUGCGGCGGCGGGACAGAGUGGCCUGAUGGCGCUGUAUGAGGCCAUGUUCACCCAAUACAGCACUUGCACUGCACAGGUCCUGGUGACAAAUCUAGAUUUCUAUGAUGACCAAAAGAGGCAGAAUCUGAACAGCACACUGCAGGAGCUGCUGCGUAUGAACAUCGUGCCUAUCAUCAACACCAAUGACGCUGUGGCGCCCCCGCCGGAGCCCAACAGCGACCUGCAAGGGGUGAUCAGCAUUAAGGACAACGACAGUCUGGCGGCGCGGCUAGCUGUAGAGAUGAAGGCUGACCUCCUUAUCGCCUUGUCUGACGUGGAAGGACUGUACAACAGCCCCCCCGGAACAGAUGACUCCAAGCUCAUUGACAACUUCUACCCUGGAGACCAGAACACCAUCACUUAUGGUACAAAGUCCAGAGUGGGGAUCGGUGGCAUGGAGGCAAAGGUCAAGGCUGCCUUGUGGGCGCUGCAAGGUGGCACCUCAGUGGUCAUCGCCAAUGGCACCCACCCCAAAGUAACCGGUCAUGUCAUCACUGACAUUGUGGAGGGCAAGAAGGUGGGAACCUUCUUCUCUGAGAUCAAACCUGCAGGCCCAACUGUGGAGCAUCAGACAGAAAUGGCACGUAACUCUGGAAGAACCCUGGCAUCUCUGCACCCAGACCAGAGGAGCGAGAUCAUCUGCCAUCUAGCAGAGCUGUUGUCUGAAAAGAAGGAAGAGAUUCUGGCUGCCAACAAGAUGGACAUGGACCUGGCUGUGAAUGCAGGCCAUUUGCCAGCAGCCAUGCUGAAGCGUCUGAGCUUGUCACCGGCCAAACUUAACAGCUUGGCCGUCGGUCUGCGCCAGAUCGCUGUGGCCGCCCAGGACAGUGUGGGUCGUGUGCUGCGCAGGACCAGGGUGGCUCAGAACCUGGAGCUGGAGCAGAUCACUGUGCCCAUUGGAGUUCUGCUGGUCAUCUUCGAGGCCCGACCCGACUGCCUGCCACAGGUGUCUGCAUUGGCCAUAGCUAGUGGCAACGCUCUCCUGCUGAAGGGAGGCAAGGAGGCAGCCAACACCAACCGGGUGCUCCACCAGCUCACCCAGGAAGCCCUUUCCAUGCACGGAGUCAGAGAGGCGGUGCAGCUGGUGAGAAAUCGCGAGGAGGUGGAGGAUCUAUGCAAACUGGACAAGAUGAUCGACUUGAUUAUCCCUCGAGGUUCAUCCCAGCUGGUGAAGAACAUUCAGCGGGCGGCCAAGGGCAUCCCGGUGCUGGGUCACAGCGAGGGAAUCUGCCACGUCUACGUCGACGCCGAAGCCUGCGUUGACAAAGUCAUCAAAAUCGUCAGAGACUCCAAGUGCGACUACCCAGCUGCAUGUAAUGCCAUGGAAAGCCUGCUGAUUCACAGGGACAUCCUCAGGACUCCACUGUUUGACAAGAUCAUUGACAUGUUGCGCACUGAACAGGUGAAGAUUCAUGCUGGCCCUCGUUUCGCCUCCUACCUGACAUUCAGCCCUUCAGAGGCAACGUCCAUGCGGACAGAGUACGGUGACCUGGAGUGCUGCAUGGAGGUGGUGGACAGCAUGCAGGAGGCCCUGGACCAUAUUCACAAGUAUGGCAGCUCCCACACAGACGUCAUCAUCACAGAGAAUGAGGACACAGCGCAGCAGUUUCUGCAGCAGCUGGACAGCGCCUGUGUGUUCUGGAACGCGAGCUCGCGUUUUGCUGAUGGCUUCCGCUUUGGACUUGGAGCGGAGGUGGGUAUUAGCACGGCCCGUAUCCAUGCCAGGGGCCCAGUCGGCCUGGAGGGGCUGCUCACCACCAAGUGGCUGCUGAGAGGGGACGGGCACACCGCAGCAGACUUCUCUGAGCAGGGUACCAUGAAGUACCUCCAUGAAAACCUGCCUGUUGGGCCUCCUCUCGCUGGGCAGAGGGACAGCAACUAGACCACUGAUUUCACAAACACUCACUUGGCCUCAGCAUUGGUCAAACUGGUUUGCACUGCCCUCCAGCAGCUCCGUCUGGGCGCGUGUUGCGGAUAAAGGAUGACAUCACCGUUAAAAAGAAAUCUCUGAAGCACACAGCAUGGAGAGAGAAGCUUAACACACCAAUGGUACAAAUGUUCCCUGUUCAGACUUCAGACUGUUACUAAGAGUUUACAAGUGUUUUAAAUUCUACCUCAGCUUAUGAUUCUUUGUAUACGAGUUGUCAGAUGUCAGAAUAUUAACCAUUAGCUUUAUUAAUAUAGUAAAAACGGUAUAAAGAUGGGUUUUUUAGAAACCGCAUGAAACAAUUCAAAGAUUGAGAUUUAUUGGGGAAGAUGAUUCCAUUCGGUCGGGACUGAAACGGCAAAGAUCACCUUUUUGUUUUGCAAUUGGAGCGUUGAAAUAAAAAGAAACGCGGAACUAAAAAUAGGGAAUCGAAGAGACAAACGUGUACUUUGCCAAUUUUAUUGUGUAAAGCCUCCCAAGAGUUAAUGUAUUUGUGGUCAAAGGUCAGAACAGUUAUUCUCUCUAGCCAAUAAAACACAAUAUUAUGAUGAUGAGCAUGUUGUAUCUUUUAUCUAAAAUAUGUUUAAUUUAUUUAAUAUUUUAUAUCAAAGUCUCAAAAAAACAAACAAUUUCUGGCUAUAAUUGUACAUAUUCUGUAACCAAGGUCUAAUUUUCUUUAAUUUAUUGCAUUGGCUCGUUACCCACAAGGAUCAUACUGAUGGACUGUAAGUGCUUUCUUUGUUCAUUUGAAGUUGUUUUGUUUCUUGCUAUAAUUCCAGGUUGUAUGUUUCUGAAUCUACAGGUUUUAUGAUUAGAUGAGUUGAUGGUCUAGAUCAUUUCAGACAUGGAACUAAUAGCGCUCCAAGUUGGCAUUUAAAUAGAACAUGUAGCUUCCUCUCAGUUAAAUUAAAUACAUGUGUGUUACAGAUUUUAAGAUUUCUGUAUUAAAACUUAAUUACAUGGUGAGAAUUUAUAGCAUAAUGAACAUUUAUACAAAAGUAUAAGCACAUUUACCAGUUUUUGUUUUUAAAGCAAGUUAGAAUACUUGUAUGCAUCCAUUUUAUUUACACUUUUUUUUUUUUUUUUUUUUUGAUCAUUGUUACAAGUUGUGCUCAUUUUUCCAUGCUUUGCUGCGUUCCCGCUUGUUCAUCGUGGCGCCCAAAGCCUCUGUCAGAGCAGGAACAGUAAUUGACAAGCUGCCUCCUUCAAGCUGGAGGGGAGAACGCAACUGCUUUUAAAUUAAGCUUUGUAACAUUCCAGCUUCUGAGCUCCUAUCUGAAGUCUUGCAAUGCACACUUAAGGGUUGUAUAAUAGCAGUAUUGUAGAAU